Schistocerca nitens (vagrant locust) is the source of this 3849-nucleotide messenger RNA. Its product is annotated as polyamine-transporting ATPase 13A3-like. Gene Ontology annotation, biological process: polyamine transmembrane transport; intracellular calcium ion homeostasis. The transcript has 22 exons. Lineage: Eukaryota; Metazoa; Arthropoda; Insecta; Orthoptera; Acrididae. Gene Ontology annotation, molecular function: polyamine transmembrane transporter activity; ATP binding; P-type transmembrane transporter activity. The coding region runs from base 180 to 3767 and encodes 1195 amino acids. The record is from RefSeq and is a predicted model, not a curated record. Gene Ontology annotation, cellular component: membrane.
UCCUUGGAGAGUGCAUGUCUUGGUGUCCUUUGUUUUCCCUGUUCUGUGUAAUGGUCACAUGAUGAAAGAGUUGCUUCGUCUGGAUUUUAGUCAUUCCUUAUCAGUAUUUAGAUUGUAUUUCAGUUUGCCUUCCUGAACAGACUACUGUGUAUGUGCGUGUGUUUGUUCUCCAGUAUAGAAUGUGUGGCGUCUUACCAAAUAGUCAUGUCGAGUACGAAAGUUUGCAAGAUGAAACAGUACAAAUUAUUGAAGACGAAGUCCUCGUAAAAUGUUGGGGGUAUAAAUGUAACUGUGCCAAAACAUUCUUGUUUUAUAUUUCAUCGAUUUUACUUGUUGGGACGCCUUAUUUGGUGCUUCAUUGGUGGUCUCACUACGAGGCCUACCUAAAAUGUUCAAGGUGUUCAUUAUCAGACGCUGACCAUGUACUUCUUGAGUCCGAAGGGCAGAAAUAUUUUCAUGCAGUGGUUACGACUGAUGGCAUUUGUAAUGAUUAUGCCAUUGGUCAAUUACGAUAUUUUAUCCAUCAGGAACUGAAGUUCAUAUGGAGCAGUAGCUUAAACAGAUUCUAUCGACUGCAUGGACUGGAUGACCAGAGUCUAACGUUGUCUGAAAUUCUGGAUGGAAGCAAAGGUCACAAUUCUGAAGUACGGCAACAGAUGUGUUCCCUGUAUGGUGAAAAUACCAUGUCAGUGAAAGUCAAGUCUUAUUGGUCAUUGUUUGUGAAUGAAGUUGUGAAUCCAUUUUAUAUUUUUCAAGUCUUCAGUAUUACUUUGUGGUCGUUAGAUAAUUAUUAUUAUUAUGCUGGGUGUGUCCUCCUGCUAUCAGCACUUUCUAUUGGAAUAUCUUUAUGGCAUACCAAACAGCAAAGCAUUUCACUGAGCAAACUUGCUGAGGAAUCCUGUUCAAAUAAAGUGACUCUACAAUGCGAAAAUGGAAAAUGUGUGGAGGUUGAUUCAAAAUAUUUGGUCCCAGGUGAUGUGAUCAUAAUUCCACAGCAUGGAUGCUUGAUGUCCUGUGAUGCCAUCUUGUUGAGUGGCAGUUGCAUUGUAAAUGAGAGCAUGCUUACUGGGGAAAGUGUGCCUGUGACAAAAACCCAGCCUUCGCAUUCAGAUGCUGUGUACAGUCUGCAAGAACACAAACGGCAUACUUUGUUCUCUGGCACUCGAGUUCUGCAGACACGGUUUUAUGCAAAUCAUCAGACUGGCCAUAUGGGCACAAGUGAUGCUGAACGUUCUGGACGCCCUGUGGAGGUUACGACUCCAGAAAUCAUUGAUAAAAUCCAUGAUAUGGUGAUGGAUGACAGAAGAGUUAAGGUGCAUGAGAUUGCUUGUGCUGUGGGCAUCUCGAAUGAACAGGUUUCUGCUCUUGUAGUUCGUACAGGAUUUUCUACUCUAAAAGGCGAAUUAAUCCGAUCCAUCAUGUUCCCUAAACCCAUAGGGUUUAAAUUUUAUCAAGAUUCUGUGAAGUUUAUAUUGGUUCUCUUCGCAAUUUCUCUUCUGGGAAUGGCCUUCUGUAUCUAUGUAUUCCUGAGGCAUAAAGCGACCUUGAAAGAGCUGAUAUUGCGGACAUUGGAUGUCAUCACGAUAGUAGUUCCACCAUCAUUACCAGCUGCCAUGACAUCAGGCACGGUUUAUUCACAAAAUCGUUUGAAGAAGCUGGGUGUGUUUUGUAUUUCACCUCCUAGAAUUAAUGUUUGUGGAAAGAUGAAAGUUAUAUGUUUUGACAAGACAGGAACCCUGACAGAAGAUGGUUUGGAUAUGUGGGGUGUUUUACCUUCGAAUGAUGCAAAAUUUGAAGUGGAACCAGUUCUUGAUAUUAAAAAGCUUCCUUACAAAUGCCACUUGGUAACAGCAAUGGCUACAUGCCACUCACUCACCCAUUUAGAAGGCAAUCUUGUUGGAGAUCCACUUGAUGUCAGCAUGUUUGAAGCAAUAAAUUGGGAACUAGAGGAACCAGCUUCUGAUACUGCACGAUUUGAUAAUCUUGCUCCCGCUGUAGUCAAACCCAGGAUCCUGUGCGGUGGGGAGGGAUCUUUCCUCAUGACACCUUUCAAUGAAUGUGAGAUUCCAUAUGAAGUUGGGAUUCUACGUCAGUUUCCUUUCACAUCUGCAGCUCAGUGCAUGUCAGUCAUCACUAGAGUUCUGGGCAGCAAGUUCAUGACAGUUUAUUGCAAAGGUGCCCCAGAAAAAAUUGUUAGCCUGUCAAGGAAAGAAACUGUGCCACGAGAUCUACACAGAAUACUUACAAAUUAUGCCUCUGGUGGCUUCAGAAUUAUAGCAUUGGCAUAUAGAGAUUUAGAUCCCAAGUUUUCAUGGUCCCAAGCACAACGAGCCAGAAGAGAAGUGAUGGAAUGUGAUCUUACAUUUCUUGGACUUCUGAUGCUCUGUAACAGCUUAAAGGCCGAGACACUGGGUGUCAUUCACCAUCUACAGACAGCUAAAUUACGGUGUGUUAUGGUUACAGGUGACAAUAUUCUUACAGCAGUCAGUGUGGCAAGAGACUGUGGCAUGGUACUACCAUUAGAAAAUGUUAUCCAGGUUGUAGUUACUCAAUCUGAAGAUGGUGAAUCUGUGUCAUUAAAGCUGAAGUCCAUUGGAGGAGGCUUGUAUCCUGAAUCACCAAGCAAUGAUUAUAGUAGUGAUGCUGUUAUUACCUUGGAUCUGGGUGCUAACUGGCAUUUCGCUGUUGAUGGACACUCUUGGAAAAUGAUUAAUGAUCAUUACCCAUAUCUUGUUCCACAAAUCACAGCAAAGGGAACUAUAUUUGCACGCAUGUUACCUGAUCAAAAAGCUCAGUUGGUUGAAUCACUGCAGAACAUUGACUAUAUUGUGACAUUUUGUGGUGAUGGUGCAAAUGACUGUGCUGCCCUGAAGACAGCUGAUGUUGGUGUGUCAUUAUCUGAGGCAGAAGCUUCUGUAGCAGCACCAUUUACCUCAAAACAUGCUAAUAUUGAAUGUGUUCUGCAUCUUGCACGUGAAGGGCGAUGCGCUCUUGUUACUAGUUUUGGGUUAUUCAAAUACAUGGCACUUUAUAGUUUGAUCCAGUUUUUUUCAACUCUCAUACUGUAUAAUCGCAGUUCCAUAUUAGGAGAUAUGCAGUUCCUGUACAUAGAUUUAGUUAUCACAACAUCACUUACUCUAGUUAUGGGACUGACAGGCCCAUCUAAGAAAUUAGUCCCACAGAGGCCUACCGGGAGCUUAGUAUCACUAGCUAACAUAGUGCCAUUAACAAUUCAUGUUAUGUUAGUGGCAUUGAUGCAGAUAGCAAGUUUACUUUUUCUUACCCAACAAAACUGGUUUGUGCCCAUUGAUCCUGCAACACCAGGGGAGCAUAUUUUGUCUUGGGAAAAUACGACAGUAUUUUGUACAAGUUGUUUUCAGUAUUUAGUACUUGCAGCAUUAUUUUCAAAAGGCCGUCCACAUCGUACACCAUUUUACACAAACUGUCUGUUAACAACAUUACUCAUAACACUUGGCAGUUUUACUGCAUGGUUGUUAGUGUAUCCCUUAAAACCAGUGGCAGAGUUUUUUGAAGUGGAAUCACUUUCAGAUGUUGAAGGUCAGCAGAUGUAUAGAUUAUAUCUACUGGGAUUUUCUGCAGUUCACAUGAUCUUAGCAUUCCUUGUGGAGACCUGUGUGGCAGACAAGAAGUGGAUGAAGACAUUUCUUCAUUGCAUCACAAGAAAGCGGGAACCAAAGAGUAGAUAUAAGAAAGUAUGUCUAGAUAUGGCUACUAAUGAUACGUUGUUAAAUUAUGUUGAUUUGUAGACACAGCUGAGUAGUGUGUAACUACUCAUAUCUUACAUUUAUGUUUUUUGUUUGUUGUCUUAUAAAAUCUCCAAAGUAUUUC